Messenger RNA from Trypanosoma grayi, 1062 nucleotides. RefSeq names its product alpha-1,2-mannosyltransferase. Gene Ontology annotation, cellular component: membrane; Golgi apparatus. NCBI's taxonomy places the organism in Eukaryota, Euglenozoa, Kinetoplastea, Trypanosomatida, Trypanosomatidae. The transcript has a single exon. The coding region runs from base 1 to 1062 and encodes 353 amino acids. The record is from RefSeq and is a predicted model, not a curated record. Gene Ontology annotation, biological process: cell wall mannoprotein biosynthetic process; protein N-linked glycosylation. Gene Ontology annotation, molecular function: alpha-1,2-mannosyltransferase activity.
AUGGCUUUUCUCCCUAAGCGCUUCGUGGUGAGACUGUUUUUUCUUCUGCUGCUCGCUUUGGUUCUGGUGCAUCUCGGUCUUUGGCUUUGCUUCGAUUCGAAUCCUUCUGUACGCACUGUGGGGCCGUGGGAAGUGAAUCUUGUGCAUGCGGGGUGCCAGCGAGAGGGGCCAGAGACGUCUGCGGUUAACGGUGUGAUUCUUAUACUGAUCGGAGAUGCCGGAAAUCGUUUUGCGGGGGACAUGCUACCGCGACUGGAGGCCUACUUUCUGUCGCGCUACCGGUAUCCUGUCCACAUCUUCUAUGAGACUCUGCCAGAGUCUAUGCAGGUGGCAAUUGAGCGUGCCAUACCGUCGGCUACCCGAGUUGAGUUUGAGGACGUGAGCCGAAUGUGGCAGGCGUUGCCGCGGGGUGUCACGGAGGAGAUGCUCGAGGCGUGGAUGAACACGCGGGAGCAGCUUCGGCAGAAGAAGCGUGGCUACCGCAUUAUGUGCCGCUUCUGGGCGGGACUUGUCUGGCAGCUCCCCUCGCUGGACCGGUAUGAGUAUUACUGGAGACUAGACGAUGACUCGUUUCUCACGGCACCGUUGCCGUGCGACGUGUUCCAAGUGAUGCAGGCGCGGCAGUGUGUGUACGGCUAUCGACUCAUACUGAAGGAGGGCCGUGAAGUCACCGUGGAUAUAUGGCCGACAUUUUUGCGGUGGGCGGAGACGAAGCUUUCAGUGGCGGAUAUUUCCGAAAUUUCGGAUAUGUUUGUCACUGGGAAUGAGACACUUGGGAAAAAGAAGUUUCGCUCAUUCAUGUACUACAACAACUUUGAACUGGGCACCAUUGCGCUGAAGCGUCAUCCACUGUAUCGAUCUAUGUUCCGCUUUAUGGACGAAGAGGAGCCACAUGGGAUAAUGCGGUAUCGCUGGGGAGAUGCGCCGGUGCACACACUGGGCGUGGAAGUAGUCUUGCAUCGCGAAGGCUGGAAGAAGUGUCAGUUCAGUCCGAGUCUUGGUGGGUACAUCCACACGAAAGAUCCGCGCCUGCCGCCCCUUCCCACUUCAAGGCCCACGUAA